AUGCGUGUUUCAAUUGCGCCAGAGCUUGUCGCGGGCAUCCAGACCCGCGAUAUCCGUGUGACGGUGCGUGGCGCUGGCUUCGAUAAGUACCCAGCCAAACAACAUGCGCGCAAAGCGGCGAUGAAGCUGGGGGUUUCCAGCGGCCUUAUCUAUCUCGCGGGAAAGCCGACUGUCAAUUGGGGCGAUUCGGACCAAGAACAACCCUUUCGACAGAGACGGUAUUUCUACUAUCUCAGUGGGGUCGACGAGCCGGAUUGCUUUCUGACCUACGACAUCAACAACGACUUGCUGGUCCUUUAUGUUCCCGACUUUGACUUGCACCGCGCAAUCUGGAUGGGACCCACGUUGACCACAGACGAGGCUGAACGCCGAUUUGACGUAGACAGAGUGCGCUACUAUUCUUCCCUCCAGAGCGAUGUCGAGUCAUGGGCAAAGAAGUACAAUGAUGCCGCCCCAAUCUACAUCCUCCAUAGCUCCCAGCAGCCCGAAACCACAUCCAACGAGCUUAACCUAGAUGAUAAGCUUUUGCUACCCGCAAUGGAUGCGGCCCGAGUGAUUAAGGAUGACUAUGAGCUUCGUAUGAUACGCCAUGCAAACAGAGUCUCAGGACUGGCCCAUCGAAAAGUCCUCGAGAAGAUCCACAAGAUGACCAACGAGGCCCAGAUCGAAGGCCUCUUCCUGGACACAUGCGUGUCACACGGAGCAAAGAACCAAGCAUACGGGAUUAUUGCUGGGUCUGGGCCUAACGCAGCCGUCCUCCACUAUAUGAAGAACAACGAGCCCCUCAAGGGAAGACAGCUGGUCUGUCUGGAUGCAGGUGCAGAGUGGGAGUGCUACGCAAGUGAUGUGACCCGCACAUUCCCCCUGGCCGCCGAUUGGCCCAGUUCAUACGCCCGCGACGUCUACCGCAUUGUAGAGGAGAUGCAGGAGGAGUGUAUUAGGCGCAUCAAGCCAGGUGUGCGGUUUCGCGACUUGCAGGUGCUUGCUCAUGAGAUCGCCAUUGGAGGUCUGCAGAAGCUAGGCGUUCUCAAGAAGGGCACCUUGGAGGAGAUCCGUGUGUCGGGGGCGUCGUCCAUUUUCUUCCCCCACGGGUUGGGCCAUCAUGUUGGACUGGAAGUCCACGACGUGUCCGAAAAGCCAAUCACUGGUCUGGGGUGGUCUGGCAGAAGUUGCAAGCCUGACUUCAUCCCGGCCAUGAGCCAGUCAGUUCCCCUGCUCGAGGAGGGCAUGGUGGUCACCAUUGAACCCGGUCUGUAUUUCUCCCAGCUUGCUCUAGCGAAUGCUCGCAAGCAGCCGCUAGCGCGGUACAUCAACUUCGACGAAGCCGACAAAUACAUUCCCAUCGGUGGCGUGCGCAUUGAAGACGACAUCCUCGUCACCCGGACCGGGUAUGAGAAUUUGACGACGGCGCCGAAGGGCGAGGAAAUGUUGGAGAUCAUCCGGCGCGGGAUCGACAAUUAG
Aspergillus ibericus CBS 121593 is the source of this 1461-nucleotide messenger RNA. Its product is annotated as aminopeptidase P family protein. The transcript has 2 exons. NCBI's taxonomy places the organism in Eukaryota, Fungi, Ascomycota, Eurotiomycetes, Eurotiales, Aspergillaceae. Gene Ontology annotation, molecular function: manganese ion binding; metalloaminopeptidase activity. Bases 1 to 1461 code for a protein of 486 amino acids. The record is from RefSeq and is a predicted model, not a curated record.